AAGAAAAAGUACGACGGGGCCGUCAAGGACAUUGAACCGGAGUUCCUCAAGCUGCUAGAUCUCUACUGUCGACGCAUCUUUAGCGACAAAUUGACACCCAAAAUUAUCCACGGACAAGAGCUGGGACCACAGGAAUUUUUCAACUACACCAAGGCAUACGCCGCAAUGUUUGCCGAUGGGGCCAAGUUCCCAGAGGCUGGGACAAUGUUGGAUGCCACGGCAUCGGCGAACAAUACCAAUGCCAGAGAUGAGGCUCUCAAAAUCUACAAGGAGGUCAUGGAUCGCAUUGCCGGUCCAAGCUGUAGCAGCUUUGUCAAUGUGCAACAGUUGGAGGAUGACCACAAACAUAACGUCACGCAGGCGCUCGAGAUCUUUGAUGCAAGAGCUAAUUUUGGGAGUUCGAAAAACAUUCAGAAAUCGCGACGAGACGUUCAAAUUGCUAUCGACGAGCAGUUUGUGUCCUACCGAAAACUCAACGAACAACGCAAUCCUUUGUUUGGAAUGGAAAUUUACAUCAUUCCUCUUGCCACUGCUGGAAUUUCCUACCUGGUCAAGUUCUUUGUCGACUUGACGUGCUCGCACAACGUCUGUAUUUCGACGUCUCAGCUACUGAAGGAGUUCAUGUCGUUUGCUCUCUGCUUUCUCGGAAUUUUGGUCAUUACGAAAUUCGAGCAAAUCAGGGAAUUCUACGACAGAAUUCAAGGGAUGUACAAGGCUAUGAAUCAACCGCCUCCAAAACCCAAGCAGGAUUAG
Molecule: messenger RNA, 753 nt
Organism: Seminavis robusta
Lineage: Eukaryota; Bacillariophyta; Bacillariophyceae; Naviculales; Naviculaceae
Source: the annotation of a GenBank genome assembly